This is a messenger RNA of Amorphotheca resinae ATCC 22711, 1052 nucleotides long. RefSeq lists its product as hypothetical. The record is from RefSeq and is a predicted model, not a curated record. The transcript has a single exon. Bases 128 to 748 code for a protein of 206 amino acids. Lineage: Eukaryota; Fungi; Ascomycota; Leotiomycetes; Helotiales; Amorphothecaceae.
CACUGAUCACCGCGGCCAUAUCAGCCUUGCGUGGGUACUAACGGAAAGAGAAACUGCUGAAGUAUAUUAGCUUCUUCGAGGUAGACGGAUGAUCUGUCGCGCGAAAGAGAUAUAGAAUGCCGCAGAGAUGGAGUCGGUGAAGUAUUUUGACAUCGAGAGACCUGUGGAGUGUGGGAAGUUGGAGGAUCUCUCGGUCUACCUAUCGUCGAGGUACCGCGCGCAGGGUCACAAUAGCACCAGAAGAACAAUACCAGCUUCACCUGAUGCCGGGGGAUACGGCGGCACGAUAGACGUCUUCCCCGAAUCACUUCCUACAGGCUCGACUCCUUUAUCGAGCGCAGCGCUGAAUGGCGCGGGGACUUCACGAUGCCCGCGGCCGUCGUCGUGGGGGGGUUUGAAGGGUUACGUAUCGAAGGUCGAGAGCCGGAGGAGGGAACAUCAGAGCUUACCUGCAGCAUUGGUAGGAUGUACCCGUCAAGAGUGUAUCGUGUACGAGAUCCUUCCCCAGUCCUCGGUAUGGCGGAUGCAGAUGCGAGAUGCAGAUGCAGAUUGGGGAGAUCUGUGGAGGUCGUCGGUAUCGCGACGUUGGCGUUACGUGUGUAUUGUCUGUAUCGCCGGGCGGCUUGUAGCCUUCGUCACUAACGACAAUCUUGGCGGCCUCAGGGUGCAACGACUUGCGCUUACAUACACAACAGACAACGCCGAAGCAACGAGGGCGCGAUCGAUCACCCAGGGCCCAGUAGUAUGACGAACACACAGAGGCAAAGGGGGCAACGAAUCGAGCAACCAGCUGUGGAUCCCCCGCCCAGAUCUGGGACGCCGUCGAAUAACAGGCUGGAAGAUAAAUAUAGCAGAGAUAAAGAGAGACAAGAGGAUCCUCUUCGAAAUUCUGGAGCGGGCGGUCGGGGAAAAGGAUGGGAGGAAUCCCACGAGGCCGGGGAGACAAUGCUGGGACAGAAGGAGCAAGAAAGUAUCCAACAGAGGAUACAAUGAUGAAGUAUGCUUCUCAAGAAGAGGAGGAGAAGGGAAGGGAUUCCGGCCUCUCUGGACCG